Molecule: messenger RNA, 249 nt
Organism: Racocetra persica
Lineage: Eukaryota; Fungi; Glomeromycota; Glomeromycetes; Diversisporales; Gigasporaceae
Source: the annotation of a GenBank genome assembly
GUCUUGAAUGUCAUAAUGUUGAGAUGAAAGUUAAAGGCAAUAAAACAUAUAAACAUGGCUAUUAUUGUAAAGAUAGAAGUUGGGUAAACGUUAAUAUAGCGAAUCAAAAGAUUGAAUAUAAAAUCUACAAUUAUGUUAGCAAAGUUAUUAAUGAUACUAAAGCUGUUAGUAAUGAUAAAGUUGAAGUAUUUGAGCAUUAUUUGAGUCCAGUUGAUGCAGACAAAGCUGAUAAUAUUUGUCUUGUAAAGG